AUGCGAGAGAAGACACGCGAUUCUCACAGGCCCGACAGUGACGGAAUGGCAGAUGAAGGCAUCGAAUUAAGGUCCCCGUUUCCUGUCGUACCACCCCUAAAGGAUUCGAAAUGGAAUGAUCUGCCGACGUCGGCGGAUGGAGAGAGCAGACCCGUGGAACCUCCCAAAUUGCUUCCAGACAUCGGAGAGACUCAUCCGUGUCCGUAUUUUGUUGGGCGGGAAUUAAAUUUCAUAAAACCAAGGGAAGAAAGGGAAAAGAAGAAGAAAGAGGUAUCUCCUCCUAUUAUAGUACCGCCUGUUACAGUUCCUCUAGUGCAACCACCUAUAGAAACACUGGCACAACCUUUAAUAGAAAAGUCGCCUGAAAUUCCGAGGAAUACAGAAAAGGAGAUAUCCACUUUCGAAUCCUUUCUCGACGAGUGUCUUCAUGGAAUUGCUUGGGAAUGUGUUACGCAACACAGCAGGGAUCUCUCUAGAGAAAUGUUCUGUGCCUUGAUUUCUAGCAAUGCGAAGAAAUUCAUUUUGGAUAAAGAAACUCUAAAUGUUCUGAGAAAAAAAUUGUUUAAGAAGAACAGUGAUCCAAACUGGUCGGAACCAUGUGAGCCCAUAGACAGGUUAAAGUUUGAUGUCCUAUCUUGUCAAGCUUACAAAUUAACAAAAGCAAGGUAUACUUUGUCAAAUGAAGCCAUAUCUGAAUUCCACAGAAGAACCGUAGCUCAGUCUAUAUCCGAAAAAUUGAUGGAUCUUUAUAAUAAUGACAUGGAAAAGAAAUUGAAGAAACAAGAUUCGAAGGAGUUGAAACAGAAUCCACCUCGCGUAGCGUCUUUCAUCACUAUUUGAAAUAUUCCAUUAGAUGCAUAAUGAUAUAUUUUUAUAUUAAUGAAAUGUACUUUGAAAUGUUAUUGAGUUAUAAUAAA
Messenger RNA from Argiope bruennichi, 917 nucleotides. RefSeq lists its product as uncharacterized. NCBI's taxonomy places the organism in Eukaryota, Metazoa, Arthropoda, Arachnida, Araneae, Araneidae. The record is from RefSeq and is a predicted model, not a curated record. The coding region runs from base 1 to 840 and encodes 279 amino acids. The transcript is spliced from 8 exons.